UACGUAACAACGUGGGUGGAAGGAUCCUGAACCAUGAUGCAAACAGAAAAUCCACCGGUCAGGCUAUCACCAUGGGUCACAUCCUGCUCAGCUCUACUGCCGGCAGCCUCAGUCUGCCCGCACAGGCCCCGGGCAAGCCGGCUCCAGGCUGCCCUCCCCAGCCCAAGAUGAUUGACCAGGAGUUCAGGUACACGCAAACUCUGGCCCAGGAGUACCUGCUGCACGUCCUGCAGGUGCCGCAGUGCGGGGCCAGCCCCAGCAGGACGUCCAGAGUGCUACAGGGUGUGGCUUUCUCAGUGCAGAAAGAAGUGGAGGAGAGCCUGAAGCCGUGGUUGGACAGAUGCGAUGUGGCGUCCGUCAACGCUGCCAGGGCGAUAUUCACCCAGGUGAUGGAGAAGGAGUUCGAGGACGGCAUCAUUAACUGGGGGCGGAUUGUGACCAUAUUUGCUUUUGGGGGAGUCAUCCUCAAGAAACUUCCGCGAGAGCCGCUGGCCCCAGAUGUGGACACUUACAGGGAGAUUUCUCACUUUGUGGCUGAGUUCGUAGUGAACCACACGGGAGACUGGAUCCGGCAGAACGGAGGCUGGGAAAACGGCUUUGUGAGGAAGUUUGAGCCCAAAUUUGGCUGGCUGACCUUCGUGGGAGUUCUGGGACAGAUCUGUGAGAUGCUGUCCCUCCUGAAGCAAUUCUACUGAUCGAAAGGACUCUGACUGUUGAGAGAGCUACUGCCACACAGGCCCUUCCUCCUCAAAGCCCUCACGAUGUUUCCCGACUGUCCAAAGCUACGGACUUCUGUCCCUCUUUUAAUAAAUUAAUUGUCUCUGUA
Messenger RNA from Chinchilla lanigera (long-tailed chinchilla), 826 nucleotides. It is a transcript of the gene Bcl2a1, whose product is annotated as BCL2-related protein A1. Bases 72 to 695 code for a protein of 207 amino acids. Gene Ontology annotation, biological process: release of cytochrome c from mitochondria; positive regulation of apoptotic process; extrinsic apoptotic signaling pathway in absence of ligand. The record is from RefSeq and is a predicted model, not a curated record. The transcript is spliced from 2 exons. Gene Ontology annotation, cellular component: mitochondrial outer membrane. Lineage: Eukaryota; Metazoa; Chordata; Mammalia; Rodentia; Chinchillidae. Gene Ontology annotation, molecular function: channel activity; protein homodimerization activity; protein heterodimerization activity.